AUGCUCAAGACCAUACCUCUUCUGCUUCUGGCUUCCUCCUUCGCGUUUGCGCAGACCGUCAACCUCGACCCGACCAUUUUCUAUAAUGUGCGAGUUGGAGGGAAGGUCUCGGGAUGUUCUCCGUUGAACAAUAUGAUGAGCAAUCGUGGCUGCGACAAUACUCUGCAAGACCUUUGGAACAACGACGACGGGACUCAUAACCAGCGCUACCGAUUCGUCAAGGUCCCUGGUACCACCAACACUUUUAACAUAAUCUCUGGAUGUCAAUUGUAUCUCAGCUGCCAGUCUUGCGGAGGGUCAACCAAACCGGAUCUCUAUGGCACUGAUGAUGGUUCGGGUCGACAAAGAUGGAUCCUCACACCCGUCUCCGGAGUCGCCAACACCUUCACAAUUCAAGUAGCAGGUGGACGGGAUGCGUCUUGCGGAGUCUUCCUGUCAACUGGGGCUCAAUGCGGAGAUAGCUAUGUCGAUCUCUAUACUAGUGAUGAUGGUUCUGGCCGCCAGCGAUGGACGCUCACUCCAGUUGCCAGCGCAGGAGGCUCGCUUCCCCUUGAAGCAUUCAAGUAUAACGAGCUUCCCCUUGGAGCUGUUAAACCUUCGGAGAACUCUUGGCUGAAAAACCAGCUUGUCGCGCAAGCAAGUGGUCUUCACGGCAAUCUUCAAAACUUCUGGCCAAUUGUGCAAACCUCCCAAUGGGUCGGUGGCACCUCCGAUUAUAGCUCUCUUCAUGAGGGCGGAUCCUAUUGGUUCAACGGAAUCGUACCAGCCGCUUUUCAGCUGAACGACCAACGACUGCUCGGCGACGUCGGAAAAUGGGUGUCUUAUAUCAUUUCGCAUCAGACUGCCGAUGGGUGGCUUGGACCAGAUAGCGACCCGCGCAUUCUAUGGGGAACUUACCCCGCUUUGCUUGCUCUGCGGCAGUAUGCCCAGGCUAACUCGACAGCGGCGCCGACCAUUCUGAAUGCCCUGGACAAGUUUUUCGUCACCAUGAACAACAUGGUUUCGACCAGUGGCGCGGGAUUGGAAGAAUGGGGCAUUAUGCGCUGGCAGGAUGUCUCGAUUGUCAUCGAAUGGAUGCUCGACGUGUUUCCCAACGGAAAGGACACAAUGUACCUGAACCUGCUCAAACUUCUGCGGACCUUCGGGGCACCAUGGCCACACAGCUUUUCAUCUGGUGUCCUGCCGACCGACGCCAUCAACGCAGUAGACAUCCGAUUCCAUGGCGUCAAUGUUGCUCAGGCGAUAAAAUCUGAAGCUGUCGCUUUCAGGUUCUCUCACGAUUCGGCUGACCUCGACUCCACCCGCCAGCGGAUUAGUCUAAUCGACCAAUACCAUGGAAGAGUCAGCGGAGUCCUGAAUGCGGAUGAACAUUUAGCUGGGAAAGGCCCCCAACGGGGUUCAGAGUUGUGCACUGUGGUGGAGAGCAUGUACAGCUUCGAGUAUGUCUACUCUGUUUUAGGGGACAAUGCAUAUGCGGAUCGAGUCGAAAAGCUUGCUUUCAAUGGCAAAUUCUUUCCACAACUCGUGUUAGAGUUUACUCAUCAUCCUGUAGCACUUCCAGCGACAACGUCGGACAACAUGUGGCAACAUCAGUACCUUCAGCAGUCAAACCAAAUCCAGGCUGCGCAUAUCGAUCCCAAUCCGUUUGCGACUGAUGGCCCCGAUUCGACUAUCUUCGGCUUAGCGCCAAACUAUCCGUGCUGCACAGUCAACCAUGGUCAAGGGUGGCCGAAGUUCAUCAGCCACGCAUACAUGACCUCUCCUGACUCGACAACCCUCUACCACGUUCUUCUCUCCCCAACGACAUUUUCCUCGACACUCGCGAACAACAACAAAGUGUCAGUCGCGGCGCAAACCGACUACCCGUUCUCUUCCGCGAUCAAGUACACCAUUUCGGCGGCCCAAGCAUUCAACUUUGGUAUCCGUGUCCCAGGAUGGGUCCCGUCGUCGCGUAUUUCCUACUCCAUCGAUGGAGGCGCCACGCAAAGCGCUACUGCCAACAGCGCGGGAUACGUUGUUUUGAACAUAGGCGCCGGAUCGCAUUCAAUCUCGGUCACGAUACCGAUGAACAUCCAAACCACCACCGCCUACGGCAAUUUCCGUCGCUGUCACCCGCGGACCGUUGGUGUACUCGCUCAACAUCGAUUUCUCGACGACCGUGCUGGCCACUUACUACUCCAACUCGAGCGAUCUCAAAUUCUCGCCAACUUCUGUCUGGCAAUACGCCCUGUCGACCACCAACCUCGUGUAUAA
Mycena indigotica is the source of this 2253-nucleotide messenger RNA. Its product is annotated as Ricin B-type lectin domain-containing protein. The record is from RefSeq and is a predicted model, not a curated record. Gene Ontology annotation, biological process: carbohydrate metabolic process. Bases 1 to 2253 code for a protein of 750 amino acids. NCBI's taxonomy places the organism in Eukaryota, Fungi, Basidiomycota, Agaricomycetes, Agaricales, Mycenaceae. The transcript is spliced from 14 exons.